Messenger RNA from Peromyscus leucopus (white-footed mouse), 1153 nucleotides. Its product is annotated as chymotrypsin-like elastase family member 2A. NCBI's taxonomy places the organism in Eukaryota, Metazoa, Chordata, Mammalia, Rodentia, Cricetidae. Bases 7 to 822 code for a protein of 271 amino acids. The transcript has 8 exons. The record is from RefSeq and is a predicted model, not a curated record. Gene Ontology annotation, biological process: proteolysis. Gene Ontology annotation, molecular function: serine-type endopeptidase activity.
CACACCAUGAUCAGGAUCCUGCUGUUAUCCGCAUUGGUGGCUGGAGCUCUCAGCUGCGGGUUCCCCACUUACGAGGCCCAGCACGAUGUGAGCAGGGUAGUUGGGGGCCAAGAAGCCACCCCCAAUGCCUGGCCCUGGCAGGUCUCCCUGCAGUACCAGUCCGCGGGGAAGUGGUACCACACCUGCGGAGGCUCCCUGGUGGCCAACAACUGGGUUCUGACAGCUGCCCAUUGCAUCAGUAGUUCCAGGACCUACCGUGUGGUGCUCGGCCGGCACAGCCUCUCCACCUCGGAAUCUGGCUCACUGACUGUUCAGGUCUCCAAGCUUGUGGUCCAUGAGAAUUGGAAUGCCGACAAGAUCGCCAACGGGAAUGACAUUGCCCUGAUCAAACUGGCCAGCCCAGUGACCCUGACCAGCAAGAUCCAGACAGCUUGCCUCCCAUCUGCGGGCACCAUUCUUCCCAACAACUACCCCUGUUACGUCACAGGCUGGGGCCGGCUGCAGACCAACGGGGCCUCUCCCGACGUCCUGCAGCAGGGCCGCCUGCUGGUUGUGGACUAUGCCACCUGCUCCAGCGCCAGCUGGUGGGGAAGCUCUGUGAAGACAACCAUGGUGUGCGCUGGUGGCGAUGGUGUGACCUCCAGCUGCAAUGGGGACUCCGGUGGACCACUGAAUUGCCAGGCAUCUAACGGCCAGUGGCAGGUGCAUGGCAUCGUGAGCUUUGGCUCUACUCUGGGCUGCAACUACCCCCGCAAGCCAUCUGUCUUCACCAGGGUCUCCAACUACAUCGACUGGAUCAACUCGGUGAUUCAAAAGUACUAAGCAAAGAUGGCCCUGGGACUGCCACCUUGGAAAUGUCACACAAGGAAAGCAGUAAUAAAGUGACUAUAUGACUCACACCCUGGUACGAGUCUGUCUUAUUAUUAACCAGACACCCGAACCUCAGGGCCCUGGAAACAAAGCCUGUGGAGGAGCCUGGUGUGGUGGUGCACGCUGUAAUCCCAGUGCUCAGGAGGAGUCAGGAUGGAGAUUUUGAGGCCAGCCUAGGCUACAAAGUCAGAACCCAGCUCAAAAAUAAACAAGGCUUGGCACCUCUACCGUCUGAGCUCAAAUGGAUGUUCAUAAAGCAAAGAUACCGAAACCAGAAAAAAAA